UCGAGCGGUGCAGUGUACGCUACUCAGUAACUCAGUUACUGUCGGGAGCUCGCGCCGGUCGGUCCGUGGUUACGCGCGUAGCCGCACAGGCGAUAUGCUACGCGGUACGCGGCCGUAACGCGAUUUUCGGCGUAGCAGUGACUUCUGACUAGUGCAUACGGAACCGAUCGCUGAGUAUAAAUGUUUUGAGUGUUAUCGACACUGUGUGUUUGUCAAAGCAUUGGAAAUAAGGGAGUAGCCGGAUACUAAUAUUAAUUAUGACCAGGAAUUGGACUAUAAGAGGUGUGCGUCAAAUGUAAAUCUUUCGAUUUCGAUAUGUGGUUCGCAAGUAGUGGGUUGGACAUGCAGGCGAGUGGCGCGCCGGCGUCCCAGCGAGCACCGGCGCUGGCGACUUGAUGUGUGACCGCGCCCUGUUUCCCUACGCUUGUAAAAUGGGAUCACGACUCGCCGCAGUGAUACUGUGGCUAGGUGGAAGUGUGCUAGGCUUGCGCGACAUUCAGCUGAGCGUUCCGGAGGCAGUAGGGGUGGGCUCGAGUGCCACCCUCGGCUGCCGCUGGGCUCUGGACACGGGGGAGGCUCUCUACACUGUCAAAUGGUAUCAUGGCGCUCAAGAGUUCUUUCGAUUCGUGCCUAAGGAGCUGCCAAACACCAGAGUUUUUUCUCAGACAGGAAUCAGCGUUGACGUUUCUCGUUCCGGAGCGCAGCAGGUGGUGUUGCGCGGCGCGACGCGAGGCCUCAGCGGCCGCUACCGCUGCGAGGUGUCCGCCGACGCGCCCUUCUUCCACACCGUUUACAAGAGCGCUUACAUGAGGGUUGUAGAGUAG
Messenger RNA from Manduca sexta (tobacco hornworm), 824 nucleotides. RefSeq lists its product as uncharacterized. Bases 396 to 824 code for a protein of 142 amino acids. The record is from RefSeq and is a predicted model, not a curated record. The transcript has 5 exons. NCBI's taxonomy places the organism in Eukaryota, Metazoa, Arthropoda, Insecta, Lepidoptera, Sphingidae.